GAUUGCAAGUAGGUGCAAACGGCAGGGCCUCGGCCCUUGGGGUGUGGGUGAGCUUCCCCUGGGGCCGGUGCUGGUGGCAGCGACCCUGUGGACAGCGCUCCCUGGCUGGCCCAGAGGUGCAUUAAACGGGCUAGUGAACUGGGGCCGACUCUGCAGUGGCCAGGAUCCAGCCACACGGGGACUCUCCUGUAGCCAGUCCCCAGCCGGCUGGGGAGGGAAUUCCCCAUGGGCUAGUGCUGCCAGCCCUGGUCUAGCCAGGGGGCCGGACUUGAGCCAGUCAGUGGGUCUCCUCUGGCGUGGUGGGGGCUGGGAGGUGGUUACACGCUCUGCAAGUUAGAUCCUCUUCAGCUCCUGGGAGCCUCUCUUCCUCCAGGUGCAAAUGCCAGGCAAGGUACUGCAGUGACUUGGUUUGGUGCAGCUGUCAAAGAUGGCCCAGGUCAGGAAGAGUCCGGAAUGGGGGUCCUUUGCCCACCCACCUCGGGGCAAGUGGAAAGGGAGCUGCUCCCUGGACGGGAGCCAGCCGCAGCUGGGAAAGGAGAAUGAGCCGUCUGCCUGGGACAGGCCAGACACACGGAGCCACAGCAAGAUCCCUGUCCUGUCCAAAAGCCGCCUGCCCCCGGACUUCCAGCAGCUGCACCAGGCCUGGGAGAGCCAGUUCCAGAAGGGGAAGGCUGCCAGUAAGAAGCCCUGUACGCAGACCUGCCCCUUUAACCUGACCUGCAAAGGGGACAAGUUCCACGUUGUGCCCUGCGCUGAUAUGGCUGCAGCCACGGAGCCGCCGGCAGGAUCCCCCAAUCCGCUGAGCAGAAGCCAGCCCAGAGGCCCACUGGAGGAGAUACAGCUGGGGGCAGCAGCGCAGAAGAACGCGCCAGGCAGCAGCGUCCCCAGUGGCAAAGAAGUGGAGUUCGUGGCUGACCCGGUGGCUUUGGCCAGCAUCCUCUCCAAUGUGGGGUUGGCAAACGGCACGCUGGGUGUGGCCAGGAAACCCAGCCUGGCCCGGCGGGUCCCUCUGAGGGGGAGCAGGGGAAACUCGGUCCACGCCAGCGGGAGCGCACGGACUGUGAGUGGCUCCCUGUAUGUGGCCUCGGGGACCCCUGCCUUGUGCCCGGAUCCAGCCCGCAUCUCCUGCUUCUCCCGGCUGGCGCCUCAAGACGCAGCUCGGCGAGCCACGCGGGAUCCUGCUCAGCACCGUGGCCUGCUCCUUAAAUCUCAGCAGAUCCAGGCCCUGUCGGAGACGCUGAGGGACCUGGGGUCCCGUGCCCAGCCCGCGGGGCACCCCGCUCUGCAGAGACUUGGCGCAGGGGCGAAGGAGGCGUGUCGGGGCCGCCCGCAUCCCAUUGCCACAGCAACGCAGCGCGAACCAGCCGGGAGCCAGGAAGCCGGCGGAACCAGGGACCAGUCCAGCAACGGCAGGCCGGGGUCCUCGAGCGAUGGCAAAGCAGCGGGGGGCAAGGCUGGCACUGGGGGGCAGAGUGCAGCCCACAGCAGCGGCUCAGCCUCGAGGAGGGAUCCCAUGGGAGCAUCACAGACAGAGGAGUUCGUGCCGGACCCGGACGCCCUGGCCAGCGUCCUCUCCAACAUGGGGCUGAGCCACGCUGCCCUGGGGCCCACGGGGAAGCUCAGCCUGGCUCGGAGGGUGCCAGUGAAGGGGCCGCGGGGCGUCCCGCCCUCCACUCAGGGGAGCACCACGGGCAGCAGGACCUCGCUGCUGAGACCCCAGGGCAACGUCCCCCCGACGGGCGACUUCGGCCGCACCUCCUGCUACUCCACACUGGGACUUACAGGUGUUGAGGCCCCAGAUGGUCUCCAAGCAGCGCAGCUGGCUGGCACGCCCAGGACCCAGGAGAUCAACCGCUAUUUGCCCUUUGGCUCUGCCCGGAGGGUGCCCGUCACGCAGCCCCAGUCCCUGCGUGGCACCUGCUUCUCCACCCGCCGCCUGGCCGUCUUCCCCCGCACGCCCCGCACCGCGGAGGCCCUGGACAAGCACCCGGCCCAGGGAGCACUGCAGCCCCCAGCCAGGUGGGCCGGUGGCCUCUCCCCGGAGCCCCGAAGCUCUGACCCCGAUGAUUCGACCCUGCCCUGGGAGAAGAUCGUGGUGCGUCUCUUUGGAGACGGGGAGAGCCAGGCAGCCGCGGAAGCGUCGGUGAGGAAAGCGCUCGCGCGGCCCGGCGAGGGGAGCAGCAAGGUGCAGCGCAUCGAGUUUCUGGCCUGGCUCCUGCGGAAGGAGGUGGAGGGGGCAGGUGGCUCCUCCAGCCUGGAAGAGCUCCAGAGCCUGCUGGCUGCCUGCGCCCCGUCACCGGGGCCCCCCCGCACGCCCCCUCCCCUGCCAGCAGCCGGUGUGGGGCCGGAGCGACUCCCCUCCCCCUCUUCGGGCCAGGGGCCUGAGCUGGGCCCUGCCAGCGGGACGACGCCCCCGGCCAGCUCUGCUGCCUUCCCUGCUGCGGGCACCACCCUGACCUUCUCCUCCCAGCGGCCCGUCUGCUCCCACCCCCUCAUCCGCUCCCUGAGGUCCCCCGCCGCCAGCGGGGGCGCUGCAGGUAGGACACGGCUCCAGUGCCCCACGGGGGAACCAGAGCCUCUUUGGCCCCCCCGGUCUGCCGGCUACGUGGCCAAUGGGGCCCUGGCUCCAAUUCAUUGCUGCAGCCCCUGUGGCUGGCUGGACGGGGGGGACAGGACAGGAAGGACUCUGGGCUCCAGGCCCCCGGGCGGCUCACGCUCACUCUCUCCUGCAGGGGCCAGGGCUGCCCCCACCACCCCCCCGUCCCGCGUGGCCCUGGUGAAGCAGCGGCUCGGGGACCUGCUCAGCGCCCCCCAGCGCUUCCAGGAGGCCUGCCUGGACGACGAGUGUGCCUUCUACACGGGCCGGCCCCCCGCCCGCCUGCCCCCCGCCCCCCGCUGCUGCACAAACCCCGUGGCCACACUGCUGCAGGCCCAGGAAACCAUGCACUUUAUCCCCAUCAUGCAGCCGGCACCUGGUGGCUCCCCGGGGGAAGCCGGGAGCUCACUACAGGCAAACCUGCCACCCCAGCCCUCGAGAUGAUGGAGGGGAACCGGUGCCCACCUGGGUCCUGCCCUGGAUCUGUGCCCCCUUGGCAGUGUCGUUGCAGCGGCUCCCCCCAGCACAGGUGGGGCCUGGCAUACCCCCCCCCGUGUCCCACCGGCCAGGCACCUCCCGUUCUUCGUUGUGGGGGGCACGGGGGGCAGGCCCCUCGUCACCCCUGCUGCAACCCAGACAGCCCCUCCCUGCACCGGCCUGUCAGGACUCCUGACCCGCAGGUUGCUUCUCUAGCCAGCCCCCCCCGACCCCUGGCUGCAGGCGCUGCCUCGAGCACCUGUGGGCGAGCGCGUCAGCCCGCCUACUCCUCGGGCCGAGCCUGUCGCGUCCCCCGCGCUCCAGAGCUGCCAGCUGCCCCCAGCCUGGAUCGCAGGCUCUGGGCCUCUCCGCUCGCCCAGGUGAUCUGCAGGCCCGUCAGCGCCCCCUGCACUCUCCAGGACUCCAUGUGCCCAGCCCCCAUCCACCCCCUCUCUAUUUAUUACCAGCCCAAAGCCCUGGGGGGCUGGGAAGCCGCAAUCUCCGUUUUGAAUGAUGAGCUGUC
This is a messenger RNA of Malaclemys terrapin pileata, 3596 nucleotides long. It is a transcript of the gene TROAP, whose product is annotated as trophinin associated protein. The record is from RefSeq and is a predicted model, not a curated record. Lineage: Eukaryota; Metazoa; Chordata; Testudines; Emydidae. The transcript is spliced from 15 exons. Bases 428 to 3040 code for a protein of 870 amino acids.